GUAUCCCGGUGUGACGUGAAACUCGUCAGACUAUGAAAAGGGUCAGAUAAACGGAAAAUACAGAGCACUGCGCAUGCGCAAUGGAACAAAAAUAAACAAAAUCGUAGAUCUAGUCGUGAGAACGGUCAGAUAAAGGUGAGGAAGUGCAUUCAAUGUCAAAAGUCGGAUCCAAUGAAACCACCUAAGAAGCCAGAACUCAGAUCAAUCAAUGUCACACAACCUUUUGAAUUGGUUGGCUGUGAUUUGAUGGGUCCCUUUGCGGAGACACCAGCCGGAAAUAAAUAUAUCUUCACCGCGACAGAUUAUUAUACAAAAUGGGUGGAAGCUUUCGCAAUCCCAGACAAGUCUGCACAGCAAGUUUCCAAGUGCAUUAAGAAGUUAAUAUACAGACAUGGGGCAAUGAAUGCAAUUUUAACUGACCAAGGCAGGGAAUUCAUUAAUCAGAUAAAUCAAGAGUUGUGCUUAACGUGGGACAUUAAACACAAAGUAACAGCUGCAUACCACCCACAAACAAACGGCCUUGAUGAAAAGACCAAUCAACCAAUCAAUUGGGCCUUAAGCAAAUUGGUCAACGAAGUGCAGAACGAUUGGGAUGAAAGGCUUGAUGAGGUUCUUUUCUCAAUUCGGACCAAAAAACAGUCGUCAACAAAAUUCAGCCCAUUCUUUCUUCUGUACGGACAGGAAGCAGUGUACCCGAGUCAGUUGCAGACUGUGGCUCUUGAUGACAUAAUAGGUGUAUUACCCAACCCAGACAUGAUUGAAAAACAAUCCGAUGUGCGAAAACAACAAACAGAAACCGCAGGAAAAGUUGUACUGGAAAAUAUGUCAAAAGCCAAAAAAAAACAACAAAAAGACUUCAUUCAAGCAAACAACAAAAAAAGAAAAUUUAAUGAAAUACAUGUUGGUGCUAGGGUGUUAAAGUUCAAUGCAUCGAGGGCGGCGAGAAAAGCCAAAGGAAAUCUGGAAACUAAUUACACUGGACCAUAUGUUGUAGACAGUAUUAAAGGAAAUGUUGCAACACUCAAAACAAUGAGUGGACAAGUUUUAAAGACUGGAGUGUCUCUCAACAACUUAAAAAUAUUUGUGGAGUCAGCAAUGGACUCAGCAGUGGAAUCAGCAGUGGAGUCAGCAGAGGAGUCAGCAGUGGAAUCAGCAUUGGAAUCAGCAGUGGAAUCAGCAGAUAAAUUGCUUGAUUACGUGAAGGAACUUGCGAAGUUGGAUAUUUUUGAAAGCCUGGGAGAAAAAUGCUCCAAGCUUCAAUCAGGAGUUGGCAGAGUAAAUAUUGGCAAUUUUACAGAGAAGCUGAGUGCUUGUCCAGUUAGCUCCUUCAUUAAUGAGGUAUCAGCUGAAAACGAGGAGAUGGUGGAUGAUUUCCUCCAAGCGAUGCUGCAGGUAUUAGAAGCAGAAGUAACGAAGACAGCGAAAUUCACUGAAGCAUGCUUGCUCCUUUGCACAGUCUUGGCGCAUGCCUUCAUUAAUCAACUUAAUCCUGUUGAGGUAAUUGAAACCUUAGAGAAAAUGCCAUCGUUCAUUGUCAUGCCACAAGAAGUGGAGCAGCUCAGAGAAGGGGAGAGGAUGACAGUAGCUGGGGAAGGGGUGGCUAAGGAUGAUGUAGAAACCCUUGCUGCUGACUCCUGGUUGAAUGACAAGAUCAUCAAUGCAUAUUUGAGUUUACUAGCCAGGGAGAUGACAGACAGUUGGUCUCCUCAACAGGACAGCCAUGCAAAGGUGUUCUUUAUGCCUGCACAAACUGCUGAACACUGGCCAUCUGGAGAUUUUACAGUUUUUCCAUUCCUAAAGGUGGACUUCAAUAUGUAUGAUAUACUUAUGCUGCCACAGUGUAAAGGCAACAACCACUGGGUUUUGCUAGUUGCAAAUGUUAAGUCCAGGAGUGUAACCAUUUACGACUCGUUGAGUGGUAACAACAUGGCCUUGUUCGAUUUGUUCUGCCAGUUCAUGUGUCAAAGAGCACAAAUUGUAAAAGAUGGUUUAGAAAAAUGGGAAUUCGAAGCGCCACCAUGCAUCAAGCAACGCGAUGGAAACAGCUGUGGAGUGUUUGCAUUGAUGACUGCGGAAUGUUUGGUCAGGAAAAAACAUCCUACAAUGUUGCGACAGCCCCAUGUUUUAGGAUUUAGAGACUACGUGAGACGCAGACUUCUGUUUCAUGGAGUGCGUCAAACUUAUCUGUGCGACUCACUCCACUGCAAAGACCCGCACGGCAUAAUAGAAUGGAUAGCAUGUGAUGUUUGCAAACGAUGGCUGCAUGAGGUCUGCGUCUCACAACCUCUAUCCCAAGAUGAAGAUAGCUUUGUGUGUGAUGUGUGUAUUGCACAAUACAGUUGAUGUAUUGAAACCGUGGGCCCGUCUUAUCAAACAUUGUACGACAUUUUCACCUUACGAUGCAAUUUUCGCUGCGCCAUAAAUAUGUAACCGUCACUUUUAUAAUUACUUUUGUUGAACAUUUUCAUUCAUUUCCAAAGAGGGACUCAAAUAUCCAACAUAAGUAUUUGAAACAAACAGAUUAUAAUUACUUAUAUUUUAAAAUUACAAAAUUCAAUCGUAAGUUAACAUUCUCGUACCAUCAUUGAUAAGACGGACCCCUGGCUUUAAAAAUAAAUCAAAGUCAACUUCAACUUAAAAUUUAAAAAAAAAAAAAGUAAAGCACUAUAAAAAUUGUGUGUGUACAAAGUUUACCUGCAUAAAUAGCUUGGAAUUGCUUUAUUUAAAUUAUAGAACAACAAAGCAAAUGUUGAAAAUCGUUCAUGAUAGUUCUAUGUAUAUUGUUAUAUCACUAAUUUUAGGGCAAUUAUAAUGUUUUGUUUAAAAAGGCAAUCCUACUUAACAUUUGCGGAUUUUAGGUUAUAUUGAUUCUGAUUUUUAGGUGAUGCCAUGUUUUAUACAGUUAACUUGAAUGUACAGAUAUUUUCCAAUUCAUUGCUUUGUAACUGACUUGAUGUAUUUUUACCACCUUCCUGUAAGUUUUUUGUUGGAAAUUGAGAUUUUAAUGUUAAAAAGUAUGCAUUAUUCAAGUUAGAUUAAAUCAAAUACAAAUAUUGAUACCUGCACAUUGAUAAUAUUUCAUUCACUAUGUGUGUAAUUUCCUAUCCUUGACAUGAAUAAGUAAUCGUGUAAGAAACAAACAUUUGUUUGCAGCUGGUUGUUACUGCAUGUGUAAUUUCUAUUCAAAAUGAUGGUUUUAAUAACAUGUGAUUCAAUAAGAAAUGCAUUUCUCAUUAUGAUCAUUCAAUAAUGGAUAAUCAGAGGAAAUAUAAAAGUCAUCAAUUUACAUAUGAAGUAUUAAUAACACCAUGUUAUUCGGGUACAGACAACUGAAACUUUUCUAAAUUUAUAUAUGAAUCAUAUUACUAUAUGUGCUCAUGCAUACAUGUUGAUUAUUGUUUAUGUCUUAAUAAACCAAGAGUACCGGGUAUAUUAUAAA
This is a messenger RNA of Dreissena polymorpha, 3439 nucleotides long. RefSeq lists its product as uncharacterized. The record is from RefSeq and is a predicted model, not a curated record. Bases 172 to 2343 code for a protein of 723 amino acids. NCBI's taxonomy places the organism in Eukaryota, Metazoa, Mollusca, Bivalvia, Myida, Dreissenidae. The transcript is spliced from 11 exons. Gene Ontology annotation, molecular function: nucleic acid binding; cysteine-type peptidase activity. Gene Ontology annotation, biological process: proteolysis; DNA integration.